AUGGCCAAGGUGGAAAACGCCAUUCCGGCCGAUGUGCCCACUCUCGGCGCCCUCCAGCUCAACGCCUUUGACAGCCCCGAAUUCCUCGAGAUGUUCCCCGAGCCGUACACCAUGGCGGCAUGGGCCGGCUUCGUCCAGCGCGGCGCGCUGCUCCAGUCCGGAGCGCUGGCCCAGUCUGGCCUGCAGACGCGCGUUGUCUUGGUCCGCGACGAGACUGGCCUCCCGACAGCAGCGUGCUUGCUGCAUGUCGCGCAGGACAGAGACGCUGCUGCCGAGAUCUACGGCCCGUGGCAGGAUAGAUGGGGUGCGCCACUGCCGGGCAUGAGCACGGACAAGCUGGAUGCGUUUUUCGUGCCCAUGAAGACGCAGCACAAGGCUGUCUUGGGCGACGCCCCUCAGAUCUUUCUGGAAGUGAUCAUGACGCACUCGACGGCCCGGCGUCGCGGCCACGGCAUGGCGCUGCUGCAGUUUGUGAAUGCCAUGGCCGACGAGAUGGGCCUGCCGCUGUAUCUGGAUGCGGACGCGGACGCUGUCAGCUUGUAUAAGCGCGUGGGCUACGUGCAGCAGCCGGACGAGGUGCGCACGAGCGAGGAGUUCGUGCCGAUGUUGCGCGCGCCAGUGAGAGCUUGA
This is a messenger RNA of Akanthomyces muscarius, 630 nucleotides long. RefSeq lists its product as uncharacterized. The transcript is spliced from 2 exons. The record is from RefSeq and is a predicted model, not a curated record. Bases 1 to 630 code for a protein of 209 amino acids. NCBI's taxonomy places the organism in Eukaryota, Fungi, Ascomycota, Sordariomycetes, Hypocreales, Cordycipitaceae. Gene Ontology annotation, molecular function: acyltransferase activity, transferring groups other than amino-acyl groups.